UCUUAUACGUUGUACCCGUGGCAAGACAUGCUUUCUGAUGGGAUCGAGCCGUUAUUCUAGCCCGCUGCGUGCAAUAAUAGCGGCCCUAAAUAACUUCCUAUCGCAUACAUCUAUCAGCAAGAUCUCCUCGGAAGGCACUACAUGCAGCAGUGAUGCGGGCCGCUGGGCAUUGGCCUCGAGGCUCUAAGGCAAUGCUUCUGUGUGUACAAUUUCACAAGCUUAGAAGAGCGGAGACUGACCCCGGUGAACCCUCCCGUUCUUUUUUUGGUUUCGUUUCUCGAACGUUGGCCAUGGAUGUACAGUCGAUCAGUCGAUCGAUCACCGCAUGGCCCACUUACGGACACGGUGCAGCUGUAUCGAAAGGCAGGUUGCACGAGUCGCACUCAGAAUUACUUACCAGGGUCGAUUUUGCGGUGUAUUACAUGUACCCUUCUAUUAUGUAAUCACACUCGAUCUACACGCGUCCUCUCUUUCGGACGUGUCGGUAGACUGUAGGUUUAUGGGCAAACUUGACUGUUUCUCUCCGUGCAGGCCAGCUCCUUCCGAUAUCAAACAGUAUAAAGUCGAUCCCUCUCAAGACACGGUCAUGCCCACCUUAAUACACCACCUCUUUUUGAGACUCCUCACCAGUCUUGGAAUGGCUUCACAAUUCCGAACUCCAGUGGAUGGUCUAUUCGAAGAUCAGAUGUCCCACUUCACCACCAGCUGGUGGGAGCGUGUUAUCCGAGGAGACGAUAACGCAGCACGAUGUUACGUUGAGAAGGUCUGCUGGCACAAGCAAUCUUCUACUGUGCAACAUGAGUUCCUUCAAUUCGAUAUACUGUCUAUGGAUGGACGCUACAAGUCAACCGUCGUAGCUGAGCGGGGAAAGGAUCGUACCAAUUCAGAUAGAACGCGAGAGUUUGCCACGCGCUCUCCCCCUACAGACACUACCGUUACUGCGAACCCUCCCACUUUCGCGGACCCUACUGCUACUGAAAACUUCCCAGCGGUUGUGAUUCCCGCCUCUCCUGCGAAUGUUACCCCUUCUGCGGACUCCACCGCACCAGGUCACAACGGUAACAUUUUGUCUUCAUUAGGUUCAAGUAAACCAUCCAUUGAAGCGGAUGACGCCGUGUAUUCCGCGGCGUUCGGCAGUCCAGGUGCCAUUAAAUUGGCCGUGAAAUGUACCGCCGCAAUUUGUCUUCGUACGCUGACGUUCCCCAAAGGCAGUGUUCGACCAUCUGCCCAUGAAUUGUCGACGCUGCUCGCUGUGACAUCGAAUCACAUACUGGUAUACAAUUUGAUGGAAAGCCAGUGUUACUGGUUCUCCGAGACGGUUUUUAAGGCACUCAAGCGCCUAUUUCCGCUCGCGAGGGAAGAUAUCCAGUCGGAUCGAGCGGGGAGAUGGCGUGGUGUGGCGAUACCAACUGCUGAGAGUGUAGAAACGGAAGCUGAACGAAAACGACGAACUGGGCAGCAGAUUGUGGAGGAGCGUGAUCAGGCUUUGGCAGAGCGAGAUGCUACGGCAGAAGCUUUGGCGGCACGGGAUCGCGCUAUGGCAGAAGCUUUGGCAGAGCGAGAUCGGGCUAUGGCAGAACGAGAUCGGGCUUUAGCACAAGCUGCAGAGCGAGAUCGGGCUAUGGCAGAACGAGAUCGGGCUUUAGCACAAGCUGCAGAGCAGAGUCGGGCUAUGGCAGAAGCUCUGGCGAAGCAAGCACAAUUGGAGGAGCAACUUAGUCGGAUGAGGGAAGGAGCGGCAGGCAUCAGGCAAUGA
Messenger RNA from Pisolithus orientalis, 1756 nucleotides. RefSeq lists its product as uncharacterized. Bases 326 to 1756 code for a protein of 476 amino acids. The transcript has 6 exons. NCBI's taxonomy places the organism in Eukaryota, Fungi, Basidiomycota, Agaricomycetes, Boletales, Pisolithaceae. The record is from RefSeq and is a predicted model, not a curated record.